Heterotrigona itama is the source of this 11927-nucleotide messenger RNA. The record is from the annotation of a GenBank genome assembly. Lineage: Eukaryota; Metazoa; Arthropoda; Insecta; Hymenoptera; Apidae.
AUAGGAGGACCCCAAUUGCACAAACUAUGCAGCAUGUGAAUAUUAGUAUAAUAACUAUACAGCAUUUUAGGAGUCGCAUGGCUAUCAACAGGACUGCAAGCUUAAACAUACUCGUCACAAUUAGCAGUGUAAUGAGCAGCAGUGGAUACCGUGGGAGAAGCUUUGGACCACGAGGAGCUCGUACAAAUGGUCCACCCAAUGGCUUUAAUGGACCCAGAUUUUCACAUCCUACCUUCAAUCAUCCACGACCAUCGCACAGAUUACCUGGCCCAAAGUUCGUACCCUGGCAGCAGAACAAAAAUUUUCAUCCACAGUUCAGGGGCAACUUGCAAUAUCGUCCAAAUAGCCGAGGUAGGGCAACAGGUGGUCGUAGGAUAGUAAGGUUUUCUGUUUCUGGUAGACCACCGUUGUCUCAGUUUCGUUUUAUAAGAAAUCCUGUGCAUACAGCCCCAACGUUAGCUCAUGAAGAACAAGUCGAAGAUAAGUCUGUAUUGGCACCACAGACACCUUUGCUUGGUUCUGAAGAGGAACGUCAGCAAAAAAUCGCAGAAACAGCUGACAAGUUGAAGAAAAAAUUGUCCUCUAUUACAGAGAAAGAGCUUACAAAUUGCUGGGAAGAUGAUUUGUCUGUUUUACCAAAUGUUGAAGAAGAGGAUAUACGAAACAGAGGUAUCCCUGAGCUUAGACACGAACCGCCUGAACUUGAUCUAACAUUUACUGACUUUAGAGAUAUAGGCAGAAUCGAUUGCAAUAACUUAAAAUAUGGAAACUUAGAUAGUAAACUUAGUAAUAAGAUUUCAAUUACUUUUGAUAAGAAGCUUGAGGACAAUGUUACAAGUACAAACAAUGAAAUUAUUAUUAUAGAUGAAAGUAGAGAAGAACCUUUAAUUAUUCUAGAUUUGUGUGACGAAGAUGACCUCAAACAAUCAAAUGUGUCAGUGAAAGAUGACAAAUGUCAGGAACAGAUACAUUGUGAAUCACCUGAUUUUGACUGCAACGUAGAAAAUUUACAAUUGCAAAGUAUUACAGGAAAUUUAACAUUUUCAAACGUUAAUGAUGUUGAUGAAAAAUUAUCUACUUUAAAUGUAGAUGAGAAUAUUUGUACAAAUUUGUCACCAACAGAAUCAGUGGAUAAUUCAUUAUUGGAGAAGGUUUCAGAUGUAAAUGACAUAAAAACAGCUUCUACAUCAGUAUUAACUACAAAUAAUCAAGAUGAGUUGAAGAUAGAUUUUUCACAAGAUCAAAACACUGUGCAAGCAGAUAUACAGGAUCAAAAUAGUGAUAUCGCGCAAGAUACCGAUGUAAAUAUAAAACAGAAUGAUCAUAUAGAAACAAAGUUGCUUGAAGAUGAUCAGAUUGAAAACGAUUCAGAAACAAACGUCCCCCAAGAGGUAAUUCAUCAAAAUUUGAAAAAUGUAUCUGAAGAAAUUCACUUAAACAUUGUUUGUGAUCCCACAUCUUCAACGCAUUUAAAUUACAGUGAAGUGAAUAAUAAGUUAAGUGAUGAUAGAAAAUUAAAUAAUCCAGUUGCUUUUCAAUCAAAGGUCUUCAACGAAUCCCCUAGAUUCACUUCGAGAACAGGAAGGCCUAGAUGCCAUUGGACUUUUCAACAAAAUGUAACAAAUUCAUUCUUCAGAGGAGCACAGAGAUUAUCUUUUCAUCAUGGCAAUCGGAUGUCUCUGCCAAAACACGUUACAACUGAUUUAGUUUCAGUUGGAUUUGAUCCACGAACGCUGCCACCAUUUACACAUAAUGUACCUAUUUCAAGCCAUGAUACUCAGCACAAUUCAAUAGUGCCAUUUUCUUCUAACGAUCAGCUCCCUACCUUUGAUCCAAGCGAACCUCUGCCAAACAUAAAAUCAAAACCGUGUACAGAAUCAUUAAAUAAACAGGAAAGUUUACAGCAGUCUAUGCCCUUGGCAAAUGUUUCUCAAAGCACUUCAAAAAUUACAGAAUCAUCCUCUACCUUUGACCACAGGGGGCCACCAUCUAUUAGGAUUCCAUAUGUCUCAGUAACAAUUGAUGAACAGAUACCUGAAUUUAAUCCACAACAGCCACCUCCGAAAAUUCACAAAAGGAAGGAAACCCUUCUACCUCCACCAGUUUUUGAUCCAAGACUCUCUUCUCAAGAGCGUUCCAACUUGAUUGUUCCCUUGGAUGCAUCCAGGUCAAACGCAAUGCCAUCGAAUUUAAUGGAAACGUCAUCAGUGCCGGAUUUCAGUAUUAGUCCUGUUACGCCAAAUUUCCCACGAUUGAACUCUUUCAUAAACACACCGUCGCAUCGACCUCUCAUGUCCAACGUGCAAAUGAACUUUCCAUCUGUUGUGUCAGAAACAAGCGGUGGACAAAGAACGAUGAGGAAGUUUUCAUUACGUCUACCACCUAUGACUAUCACUGAAGUUCCUCCACCGUCACUGAAAGAACCUUCUUCCUCGGUGAAAAGAAAUUCCAAUGCUAAUCAAGGUAUGACCAUGGACGACGGAUUAGAAGACAUGCAAGAAGCAAUGAAAUUUGCAAAGCAGAUGAACUUGACGGAAGAAGUGAAGAACAAGGACACACCAGUCCCUGAAUCAACAGAAUUAACACCGGCAGAAAUUCCAGUGCCAGUUAAAAUUGCAGAUGGCUCUCUAACAAUAGAAGAAAGAAACGCAAACAAUGCAAAGAAACAAAGGAGGAAAGAAACGCAAACAAUGCGAAGAAACAAAGGAGGAGAAAGAGAUAAGAGAAACAGACAAAAUGUUGUAGCUUGUGGAUUAGAGUUACCUGGCUCAGAGAAAGAAGAGGAUAUGGAAACGACAGACAAGGGGCAAAGUGCAGAAAGUCAGAGCAAAAGUACAGAAGACGUGUUACUGUCGAACGACCAAGCAAGGCCCAAAGUGGUGUUCAACUUGAAUUCCAAGACGAAGAAAAUACACAAACCAGAGGAGUGGCGCAGGAUCUCUCUGAACGUUCCAGAAAUCAGAGUGACCUCCCAACAAAGCACGGUGCGAAAUUUAAACGAGCAGAGAUCCAUCUCUAGGAAGCAUCAUCCUUUUGAGAGCAGGAACAACAGGAAUCAAAGUAGAAGCCAGCAGAAGCAGGUCAAAAUGAAGAGGAGCUCUGACUCUGAGCAAGUGGCAAGUGGUGCCCCCACGCAGAAGAAAUCGAGCAACAACGCUCAGUCUCAUUGUCACAAGAGUCAGAGGGACUCGGAGAAGCAGCAAGAAAACGUGACAGCGCGUCAGAGCCAGAAGCCAAGGGAAGAGGCUAGAAAGGAGAAAGCUCUCACCUCGGAGUCCCUGUGGAAGAAAAGAAUAAUCAGCCGUUUCCUGAAGAUGAGCAAGAACGACAUUUGCAACAUGGUGAACAACUCGAGCCUUCGCAAGUUCGACAUCGUGAUGGAGCAUCUGGUGAAGGAGAGGAAGUCGUCGCUCUCGUUGGAGCUGCGCAACGUCGAGGACGAGAAGAUGAAGGAGUACGACAGAAUCGAAUUUAUGAACCAGCUGAACGCGAUGCUGGACCCGAGCGCCGUUGUCGGCAUCACCGACCUGCCAACGGAGUUCAUCCAUCAUCUGAGCGAAGUUCUUCAGCUCGAUAUACCGUUUGACGCCCUGACGACCGAGUCGGACUCGGUUCUCGAUGGGACGAACGUCGGAAACCAGAGGGAGAAUUUGGACACUCAGGAACACAAUGUGCAACAGGACAAGCUCUCACCUAGGGUUAAAGAGGACCCUAAUCAUCACUAUCAUCAUCAUCAUCAUCAUCACGUGGACGCAAACUCGUCGCAAACUCGAUUGAACUCUCUCGCCGGUGAGGCGGAGAGCACGCACAAGAAGCAACAGCAGCCAUUGUUCAACGAGGCUGACUUGGACGACAUACUGUCGCAAGUGGCGGAGAGGACGAGGACCUUGUCGAGCAGCAGUCUGCCCGCGGAGGGGAUCGUCACAGUGUCGGACGUUUCGUCGAUUCAAACAGUCGACUCGAACGCGGAGUCGACACCCACGAAGCGAGUUGCCAACAGAAGUUCGGCGACUGAUCUCGACGAUAUUUUUUCAGCAGGGAUCGUUCGAGCCAGGCAGCUCGAGAGUAACACGAACGUGGAUCAUCCGAGGGCACGGAAGUCCAGCUCGGUGGACCGCAGCAACAGCUCGCGUCGAUUCGAACGAUACGAGAGGUGGAACAGAAAGGCGCCGGAGGACCCGGACACGUUCAGGAAUCUGACGAAAGAGGAGUGGGAGGCGAAGUACGGGUCUACGGUUGAAGCGACUCUGCCGCCUCGGAGGAACGCCUCGAGCAGCGCUGAGAAUCUGAGCAGCCGAGGAGCUCGCCGAAGACACUGCUCCUUGGACGACUCACCCGCUCGACGUUUCAGCGUGAGUCCUCUGAGCCGCGUGGAAGUUGUUCAUGCGCGCAACAACGCAGCAGACAGGUGCGUUGACGAUGCUUCUAACGAGAGAAUGAACGACAAGGGAGAGAAGUCUGAGAGUAGCAGCGAGGAGAGCAGCUCGAGCAGUUUCAGCGACAGCGACGGCGAGGAGAAGGCGGUGGCUGCCAACGUGACGAAAUUGCUGAAGGUGAUCAAGGAGAAGGAGAAGAUCGCGAAGAAUAGGUCGUUGAACGAGACGAUCAGGGACGAGGUGGCCGCUGAGAUCGAGAAGGAGUGGAAGGAGAAGAGCAAGCACAAGGAGAGUAGGUCCCGCAAACGCGAGAGAAGGAAAAAAGACAGGCUUAGAGAGAAACGUAGGAGAGAUAAGAGGAGGAGGAAGAGGCGAGAUUCUCACUCGAGCUCGAGGUCCGACUGCGGCCACGGGGACGAGCUCCGGCUACUGACGGAGGACGAGAUCAAGAAGGAAGUGAAGGACGAAAAGCGAGAUGAAUCUCAGUGCUUGCGGGCAGAGAAGGAACAACAGGUCUCCACUCUUCCUUCCAACGUCGAGCAAGCAACGUCAACGGCCGGUUUUCCAGCAGCCACGCAGCGGAAAACCAAGGCGCAGCUGAAACAGAUGCCGAAGCCAAACGAUCAGAAACAAAUGACGACGGAGCAGCUGGCUGAAAACCUGAAGAUCAAGAGCGAUCGUCCCCUGGAAGUGGACAUAGAUCACGAGACAGCAAGGAGCUGCGACAACGAACAAAUAGACACGACUGCGCCAUUGUCCGUCAAGGAAUCAUCAUCCUCGUGCCUUCAGUCGUCCAACGAGAUUACAAUUGUUAACAGCACGACACGUGCGGUGAUAAGCAACGCAACCAACGACAACACGAUCACGGACGCUGUUGCUUUCGAUAGCAAAAAGGUGAACAAAGAUGGCAACAAUUACAGGAAGAUAGACAUAAAAGCGUACAAAGAGCGGGCGUUGCAGAGACGUUCGAAGGAGUUGGAACGUGGCCAGGUGAAGUCUAGUCACGGCUCGUCAGCUAAGAGCAAGUCGAACGUCGAACCUGGCUCGUCGGAGAACGAGACAAAGACGGGCAAGGAUCCUCGACCAAUCAAGGUGAGAUCGACCAUCGCACAGGAGGGGGAGGAGUCUGACAAAGGAGUGAAAGAGAGGAUUAGCAGCUCGCAAGGGGAUCGUCAGAGGGAACUUUCUAGUCGAUCGGCAGACAUCGAUCCAAGCACAGUUGUUGCAGAUCCCGCUAGAUCGAAAUCCAAGGGACAGGACGAGCACAAGCGGCGAGAAGUGGAUGAUAUGAAAGGACCUGGCGGGAAGAAGAUAGCCGCAGGCUUCGUCAGCUCGAGGAGAAGACCGAACAGAUCGAUGGCCGUUGACUCGUCCAAGUUCAAGAACAUCCGAUCCGAGGGUGACAAGGAGUUGAAACUGAUCAAGGAGAAGACGAAGAGAAGAUCGAACGAGAAGAAGAGGCUGCCGAGUAAACUCGAGAAGAGGAAGAGCUCGACGAAUAUAAUCGACAGGAGAACAACUCCGCAGAAACGUUUGCAUGUUGGCAACAACAACAACAACAACAACAACAGGGAGAACGUUAUUACGAGUUCGAUGACACGAGUCAAUAACGAAACGAUCGUUUCAAAUCAGAAAGAGAAAGGAGAUGACGAUGGAAACUUAACGAGCUCGGAUUCAAUGGAGAAGAAACAAGCGAGUACAAUGUCGGUCGAAUCUACGCCUAUUGAAAGCUCGAUUAAACAGAGCGACGUGUGUAACGACGUGUCAUCGACGGACUCGAUGAACCACGGCCACGACGAAUCGAUUCCCGUUGAAAAAUGCACGAGCAGCGCAGCACCUUCUUUCCCAGACCGUGUCGCCAGGGAAUCUCAUCAAUUGUUGAGCGAGCGGAUCGAUGUCGAUAUCGAGAAACACGGCCGUAGGAUUAACGUGAAGAACUUCAAGAACGACGAGGCAUCUAUUGGUGCCAAUUGUGUUCCAGAGGCGAGCAACGUAGAUGAGAGAACGAGCGACAACAGGAGAACAGCGAGAUGGCAGCAAGAUGCAUCGGGCGAGAAUUCGAGGUCACAGGUGAGUGACAAGGCAACAGCGCCCCCGAGUGGUUCCAGCAGCCCGUUCAAGGGUUUCCUCGUUGACAACGACGUUUACCAGGUGUCUCGAUUCUGUCGUGCAAGAGUGGACGACCAGAUUGUUGGGGAGAGCUCGCAGGAGCAGGGAGAGCCUAACGACAAAUCUACCUCAGAAUCAAGAACGGGAGAGAAUGGCGGUAACGAGAGGGAGAAGUCCAGCUUGGAGAACGUCGACAAAUAUCCAAGUGUGAAUGACGACGACGACGGUAAGGAUGGCGAAAUCGAGAACCAGGACCAGAGGAAAUUCCUAUCCGUCGCCGGGAUUGAAAAUCACGACACGUUCAUCGAGGACAGCGAGCCGUUCAUCGUCCUCGACGAGUACAUAGACGAGAAGUUCAACUGCCAGCCUGACCUGCAUGCCAAAGCCGUGGAGCAGCAGAACGAAACGCGUGAAAACGAAAGAGAAACACUGCCUCGAGAGGACGAUACCUUACCUCUACAGCUGUUCACAGACACUACGAACGUGUUCCCUUCUGUUUCAGUAUCGAACGUGGAAUCAAACUCGAAGACAGUGGCGGAGAGCCAAGCAGAAUAUUCGCAGAAUGUUACUGACACAGCUAAGGAUACCUCGCAAAAAGGCGACACGACGAGACGAAAGUCGAUCAAAGAAGGGAUAGUCGUUGAUAAGAAGAAGUCACUUGGCUCCGCCUUGUCAGACGGAAAAGACAGAAGAAAUAGGCUGUUGAACAGCGUGAGGAAUAAACCGAGGAUGAAGCACAAGAAGAAGACUAGAAGACUGAAGCAGCCAACGACGAAAGAAGUUGUGAUGGCCAGGAUGAUCGAGAUCGACGUGGAGAUCCACAAGCUAAUGACGGAGAAGAUGACCCUCUAUCAGAUGUUGACGAGCGACAAGAGCCUGCAACAAAGCAACAAAGCGGAGGACAAGAACGUGACCGCUGAGUCGCCUGUAACUCGACCACCGUCCUCGGUGAUGUCCAGGUUACUUCAAAACAUGGACACUGCACCUGCGAGUCACUGCGAGAGAGAGAGAGACAGCACGGCCAGCCCUAAUAUAUCCAAGACGUUGGGCAAGCACAACCAUCAUAAUCAUCAGGAGAGAGAAAGGAAGGAAAGUUGCGUCAGCGUUUGUGACUCGGAGGGUGAAGAAAUCGGCGCCAGAUCGUCCAAGAAAAAGAAGAGACAGAGGCCUGAAAGAACGGCGAAAAGGUUUGAGAGUAAACUAGACAUUGUUGAGAUUGGGAAGAGACAGGCAAGCGAUAAUAAUAACGCGAUGAAAUUAACGUGUAGAAGAGAGGACGCCAGGCGGCCAGCAACGAUACAAACUUCACUUUUUCCAGAUCAGUUCUUAACGAAGGUCGAAGCGGACGUCGCCGGGAAUGACACGAGUAACAAAUCUCAGACGGGCAAUGACGUGGAAUCGGCGAAGAGUCGGGAGAGCAAAACGCCAGAGAGGCUGUCGAUAUACUCGGACGACAGUACUUGGGACUCGUUCCAUCAGAAUCCGACGAUCGCCGCUGACGAUCAGAAGAAACCGAGCACCGGCCUUGCCCUGCUGGAGGAAACGUACAGGAGAGAAAUGGCGAGAGCGCGACGUACGCGAGAGAGAACGCGUAAGAGGAAGAGGAAACUAAGGAACAUGCUGAGGAAUACGGUGAACGAUUUGACAUCUGACGAGGAGGAGCUGCCACUUGCCACGCUGUACGCGAAGAAGCUGCAUCAGAGGAGGGAACUGUUGGACUCUCUGGAGCAAGGAACGAGACAACAACAAGCGAGCGACCCGCAGUUGUGGAAGAACGUGGUGGAAAUAAUAAACGCUGUGGCAGAGAACAGAACGUCCGACCUUUACACAGAGGGACCAUCCACGGAGAAAAUAUUAACCGAAGCUACUACUACCGUACUAACCUCAGCGGAGAACCUUGAUUUUCAAACCGGCCAAGAGGAACAAAUGGCGCCCGCUUCCGCGUUGAAAGAUGUCGACCAAUCGCCGACAGAGCUGGCUACAAUUUCUGAAAACAAUAGCGAAAGAAAUGAUGCUAAAACGGACGAGCCGCAAGCAACGAUGCUGCCUGACCAAUCGCAAGAGCUUCCAAACAGUGAGCAUUUCCAACAUCAUUUCCAACAAGAUUCAGAAAUUACGAGAGAUUUGCUUGACACUAGAUGCAACACAGAUGAAAUUGGUUUAGCAGAGUCCUCUGUGCAACAAACUGUAGCGAGCAACAUCGUCGAUAUCAAUCGAACGACGAUCCUCGAUCGAGAAGAUUCAGAUUCGUGUCGAUUCGCCGAGUCGAGCUCGAGUAACAUUCCCAACGAUCGAAACGUCUCGAACGUGUCGGAACAUCCGGAAAUAUCCGUAGAAAAGAUUGACGUGGAAACGAAGAAAUCUCAGUCGAAAGACAAAUGUAUUAACGUCGACGAGAAUAUCGUGGCGCUGGAUCCUGUCGACAGACAGUUCGUAACAAAACCUACAGAGAAAACGGAAGAGAAAAACUCCGACAUCGCGCUUGAAUCUGACGUAAUUAUUGCGGACGAGACUACAUCGAAGAACAAAGCCGACGACACUGAAUUGGAAAACGCAAACGAAAGCAAUGUGCAAGAUCUCUUAACUGUCAAUGACAAUGGCGACAAUCACAGUAUUGGAGAAUCGAAUCGUCAAGGCAAACACUUUGUAAGCAUGAGAGAGCACAAAGAGCCGCGUAAAAGGAAAGACACCGAGCGAUCCGGCGAGGAGAACAAUAAUCAAAGUUCCUCUUUCAUCGAGAGCGGCGAAGCGUUUCUCAGUAAAAAGCUGCUGAAACGUAAGAAGGGAAGCAGCAAAACAACUGUUCGACGAAGCUCGAGAUACGAGGAGCCAGCGAAACGCAUAAAAGUGGAAGCUGACACCGCGAUUCCAGUUGCAAAGCAAGAUGAGAAGAAUUUCAGAACGCAGUCGCCGUGCGAGGAACUCGAGAACGUGCUGGUAAAUCCGAAAAAGUGUCGCAGCGUUCAGAGACCGGCAGCCAACAGAAAGAGAUGCACGCCCACGCUCUCAGAGAUGGAGGUGGCGCCGCACGAGUCGAGCGGCGAAUCGUUGAAAGGAUUUGAAAAACACAGCAAGUACACAAUGUGCGAGAUGAUGAAUUGCAUGGUGCGGCUGGUGGAUUGCAGACACACGAUUUUGAAAUCGAACGUCAGCUCGAAUGUAUUGCGAAAGUACGGAAUAGCCAGAGUUAACAUGCAUUGUGUCAACUGCCUUCAAACAGAUGCUCUCGUAAGUUCCACGCAAUCGACGUUGACCAAAGACUCGUCCUGUGAAUCGCCACAGAAUCAGACUUCGAAAUCGAUGAGAAAGAUUGACGACGCAGCACGAUGUGCCACAAGCGAGCAAAUUAGUUCCGCUAAUAAAGUCAAGAGAGUGACGAAAACCGCGAAAGUGGAUUUGUUGCCGGUGAACGAUACGGAGGAACGCGAAAAUCCCGACAUCGAAGUCAUGCCGGUUUUGGUAAAUGAAUUCGUUACUAUGGACAUUGCGGAGAAUUGUGAGAAAUCGGACAUCGAGAUUGUGGAAGAGAGAGUGCGAGUCAUUAAGAACGAACAGCACAGCGAUUCCGAACUGCCAACGACUGUGAUAGACAAAGAGGACAAAGAACAAGCGAGGACGCAGUACACGGUUCAUAAAGGUCCUAUUUUAGAUAUUAAGGUUUUUGAGAAUUCAUUCCUAGCUGCAAGUGAAGAUGGCAGAAUUUAUAGGUAUAAUCAAGCGUCUAAUGGAAUAUUGAAUAUUUACAAAGGUCAUAAAGCGGCAGUAACGUGUUUAUACGUGUACAAUGUAAUUAGCACAGACAUUAGCAAAGAAUGGAUGUUCUCUGGUUCGUUGGAUGGAACAUUGCGAUGUUACAACAUAAAAACUGGAAUACAAGUGAGAGACACAGCAGACAUAGGCAGCCCUAUACAAUGUAUGAACGAAGCAUGGGGAAUAAUUUUCAUUGGCACCAAGUCAGGCCAUGUGCUACGUUAUCAUAUGAAGACAGGCGUUAUUAAAGGAGACAGUAUACAAUUCUCAGAUAAGUCUGUGCUAGCUUUAAAAGCAACUAACGAGGGUCCACGAAGAGUUCUUAUUGUAGCAUCGCGUAGCCAACCGAUAACGAUACGAGAUGCUCAGAGCGGCCUAUUUCUUCGUACAAUUUGCGGUCAAAAAAAUCACACUGUGUACAGCCUAAUGCGUAACGAUAAUUUAAUUUACUGUGGCACGAGUAGCACGUCUAUACCAGUCUUUGAUUUUACGAAUGGCGAACAAACGAUGCAGUACAACGCUGGCGUAGGAAUCGUGUGUAUGCGUCUGUACAAACAACUAUUGUUUGCCGGUUGUUAUGACGGAAAUAUUUAUGUGUUCGACACAAAGGUUAAUAUGAAAUUAAAAAACAACGAUGUCCGUUGUGAGAGAGUUGUGUAUUAAUUUUCGAACGAAUUUUAGGAUCAUCAGUUUGUAUGUAGCAUACCUGGACCUGGUAAUAUGUUGUUAAGUAUGGAAGUCGUAGACAAUAAGGUAUCUAAACUAUCUUCCUAAAAUGCCAUUGGAAUGUCAUGUUGCACCGAGUCUAACGUUCGACGAAUUUAUUCUUCUAGAUUAUAGCUGGUAGCAAAGAUAAACGCUUACAAUCAUGGCAAAUGCCUCGACAAGUACGAUCUUUGCUACAGAAGGUGAAUCAAGCUUGAACUGAUAAAUUCUAGUCUAGUCGUGCUCCCUCGAGAAAAAGCAUUACUAAGUUUGGAGUACAAUUUAUAAUGAAAUCAUUGUACAUACAGACUCAGAGAACUUACUUUGUAAUAUACAAUAUAUAUAUAAAUACGUUUGUACAGGAGAUUAGAUAAAUUUAUAAUGUCGCGAAAUUGGAGUAUUUAUAGUACGUUUAAAAAAAAAAAUUGUAGUGGAUUCUUGUUUUUUAUUCCAUUUUGUCAAUUCGCACUAGUGUAGGUAAUCCGUCUGUGCCUUAUGCGCAACAUGUAUGUGACAUGCUUUUCUCAUAUUCUUUAACAAAGAUACAAGAAAUGUAAACGCGAUCACAAAGACACGCACUCUUUGUCGUUCGAAGUUUUUGAACCUUUGCACUUAUUUUUUUCUUUUUUUGUAUUCUGGAUAUAUAUUCGGAGCGUUAUACGAUAUAUAUCUAGAAAACUGUAACACAAUGUAAAUAUUAAUAAUAAUUAUAUUUAUUGUUUUAUAUUGAAUUUAUAGGUGGCUGACAGCAUUUCAUAAUUUGCUUGAUGAGUGCAAAGGAUUGAAGUGUAUAAAAUCAACUUUAUUACGGGAACAUUUAUUUGAAUUAAAUCAGUAAGAAACGUGAGUUUGAUUGCAUUGAUGGAAUACAUAUCUUUCCGAACAAGAAUUGUUACAAUGAUUUGUUUCUUUGUUCCAAAUAUAUAUAUUUUCCUUUGUUAAUAAUUUAUUUAUUAUGUUAUUAUUUAGACAUCAGAUCAUAAUUCA